CAACAGGUUUGACCGGCUGUUCGUCCGACCGCCGCCGUUGAUCGCAGCAGAGUCAAAAGGGUUUGGGUUCUUCCGGGAAGGCAAGUCCGACCGACGCUGGGGAAUGCAGGGGUAUUUUCGUCCGGGGAGGGAACCUCCCCGAAUAUAAGCCCCGUCGGACGCCUCUAUCGUUCCAGAAUUUUCCGUCGCUUCCGUGUCCGCGCUUCCGUCAUCCAGAACGCUUCCGCAGUUUGUCUGAUCCUUGCGCUUCGCUCGGGGAUAAGGGUUUUGCAGAGAGGAAGGGAGGAGGGAUCCUCUGGAUGCACUAGGCUGCCCUCGAGGCUGAGGGGGGAAGAACUGGGGGAUAUGAAGGUGGGAGUGGAUCUUUUCGAUCCUCGCGCGCUGAUGGAGCCGGAAGCGGCCGGCGCUCGGUCCGCGGAUAAAGACUUCGCUUUCGCGUUUAACGACCCGAACUUCUCGGAUCGCGUGCUCAGGCUGGAGAUCGUCGGCGGGUCGCCGGAGAGCAAGGAGGACGGGGAGGGUUGCCUCAGCAUCACGGAAUGGGCGAGGAACCGAAAGCGGCGGCGCGAGGAGAUCAAGCGCGAGAAAGGAUCAAUGGCAUGCAAUGAUGAUUCGGCUUUAAACAAUCAACCAGAUUUUGAUGAUGGAGUUGCAUUUGGAAGUCAAGAUGAAGAUGGUGAAGCAAUGAUUGAAGAAUCCCCUACAGGAGGUGAGGAUGGUUCACUUAGCAAUGAUUCAUCAUGGAGCAUGGACUGUUCAAUCGUAACGAAAGUAAAAGAAAUGCAUAUCAGUUCCGCAAUCUUAGCUCAGAAGAGUCCCUUUUUCUACAAACUUUUCUCGAAUGGUAUGAAAGAAUCUGAACAACGAGAUGUAACAUUACGAAUUAAUGCGUCAGAGGAAGAAGCUGUUAUGGCACUUCUGAACUAUAUGUACAGUGAGAAGGUAACAACAACAUCUCCUCCCGCGCUCCUAGACAUUCUAAUGGCUGCAGACAAGUUUGAGGUUGCUUCCUGCAUGCGCCAAUGCAGUACGGUGUUGCGGAACCUCCCCAUGACUCCAGAAUCCGCCCUUCUAUAUCUAGAGCUUCCUUCCAGUGUCUUGAUGGCUGAUGCAGUCCAACCUUUGACAGACGCUGCUAAACAAUUCCUUGCCAAGCGCUUCAAGGACCUUUCCAAGCACCAGGAGGAAAUUAUGAAUUUGCCGUUGGCUGGCGUAGAGGCAAUACUGUCGAGCGACGAACUCCAAGUUGCGUCGGAGGAUGCGGUCUUUGAUUUCGUUCUGAAAUGGGCUAGGUUGCAGUACCCAAAAGUCGAGGAGAGACGAGAGGUUCUGGGCUCCCGGCUGGGGCGCCUCAUCCGUUUCCCCAACAUGACCAGCCGGAAGCUGAAGAAAGUCCUCGCCUGCAACGAUCUGGAUGCCGACCUUGCCUCCAAGGUCGUCCUGGACGCCCUUUUCUUCAAGGCAGAAACGCCUCACCGGCAGCGGCUGCUGGCCUCCGAGGAGUCUUCUAAUAAGCGCUUCACGGAGCGUGCUUACAAAUACCGACCAAUCAAGGUCGUCGAGUUUGAUGUCCCUUACCAACAAUGCGUGGUCUAUCUCGACCUCAAGCACGAAGAAUGCGAUCUUCUCUUUCCCUCAGGCCGGGUCUACUCCCAGGCAUUUCACUUGGGGGGCCAUGGUUUCUUCCUCUCAGCCCAUUGUAACAUGGACCAGCAGAGCUCCUUCCACUGCUUCGGCCUCUUUCUGGGAAUGCAGGAGAAGGGCUCCGUCAGCGUCGCAGUCGACUAUGAGUUUGCUGCUAGGUCAAAGCCCGCAUGCGAUUUUGGGAGCAAGUACAGGGGGAACUAUACGUUCAACGGUGGUAAGGCAGUGGGCUACCGGAACUUGUUUGGCAUUCCUUGGAGGUCGUUCAUGGCAGAGGACAGCCCUUACUUCAUCAAUGGCACCCUCCACCUGAGGGCGGAGCUCACCGUGAGACAGUUGCUGCUCCAGUGAUGCUCUUGCAAGUCCUUGGGAUGCGUCUGUUUUCCGUUUUCUUUCUUUCUUUUUUGGGUCUGUGUACAGAAUUUGCCGCGGCGCCGGUGCUCGCUAACAGCUAGGCAGAGGUUCCUGGUUGUUGUGCUCUUAAAAGUACUUUCCAAGGUCCGCCCAAUGGGAGGGGAUGAACAUGGGAAGGAACUUCUAAGAUUUCUAAUGAAAAAUUUCUGUGUA
Messenger RNA from Nymphaea colorata (pocket water lily), 2211 nucleotides. Its product is annotated as BTB/POZ domain-containing protein POB1-like. Gene Ontology annotation, biological process: response to red light. Gene Ontology annotation, cellular component: nucleus. The record is from RefSeq and is a predicted model, not a curated record. NCBI's taxonomy places the organism in Eukaryota, Viridiplantae, Streptophyta, Magnoliopsida, Nymphaeales, Nymphaeaceae. The transcript is spliced from 6 exons. Gene Ontology annotation, molecular function: protein binding. The coding region runs from base 346 to 1995 and encodes 549 amino acids.